Pomacea canaliculata is the source of this 6597-nucleotide messenger RNA. RefSeq lists its product as uncharacterized. The record is from RefSeq and is a predicted model, not a curated record. Lineage: Eukaryota; Metazoa; Mollusca; Gastropoda; Architaenioglossa; Ampullariidae.
GCUCUCUAGUCAGGUGUGCAGAAAAGUGACGCUUAUGUUCACCGCCAGCCCACUGCUCCCUCUAGUGUUGGGGUGUACACAAUCUCUUAACCAUCCGUUUUGAUCUGUCCAGAGAGCGUGAAGAAGAUUAAGUCGUUGUUGACGUAGUGGGACACUGCGCCUGGUCUGAAGCAACUGCAUGUUUUUAUUUGAUUGGUGAACAUCUAGUAGCGACCACGAGAUGAUGAUGAUCAGAGACUUAGACCAGGAACGAACUGUCAUUUUAUGUGGAUCGUUCCCCGUAUUUACCCUGAUCACAAAUGAGCUAUUUUCUCGCUGCCAAAGUUCAUUAGUCUUGAUCGCACCUGCUUACCUCAAAACACAAUGUCACUCAAAUAGGCCCUUACAAUUGAUCACAAAGGGUGUGACAAAAACUACAUCCUUUGAAUAAUCUCUAGGAAAUAUUUUAAAAGUUCUCCACUAAAAUGGCCAGCUUACGAUUAGAUCAGCUGUAUGUACCUUCUUCAUCUGAAAAAGUCAUUGACUUAGAGGCAGAACUAGAGCAUGAACUGGCAGAGCUGUGCUCUGAACUAGAAACCAAUGAAAUGCAUCAUGGGAUAAUACCAAAAAUUACAAGCACUGUUCCACUCCCUAAAGAUAUUGCUUACUUUAGGCAUGAGAGGUCACUGGUUAUACAGAGAGCCAUGCAGGUGAGUGAAGCUCAGCCUCUGAGGUCUCAAGCAGAAGAAAUGCAAAUGGAAAUGAGAGCAGCAGAGACUUGCGAGUACACAGAAGAGAGUCUGCCGCUUCUGCUUCAACAGUAUUUCUUGGACCGUAUCCAUAGUCUGGUGCAGAGUAAGCACCUGUACAUGCUGAGGUGGCGACGAUUCUGCGAACAUACAAGCACCAUAGAAAACAUGUACCCUCACUAUCACCAGUGCCUCACAGUUCUUAUGAAUGAGUACAAGGACUGCUUGCAAAGAGCGCAGCGGCUGUCCGCUGUGCGUGAAGCACAUAUAUCUGGCAAGAGUGACAUUGCUAUGCAAGCAGUUACCAUGGAAGACCUGCUUAUUUAUCUACGCUGGCUUGUCUGUCACUUGCAUGCUAUAAAACACUUCAAUCAGUAUCUUCGGGUUUUACAGUGGUUACCUAUCAGUCACAAGCUUCAGUUUGCCUCACAGGAUGGAAACGCUGAACAGGAGGAGGUUUCCAAUGCAUCCAAGAUUGCAUCUCGUUACCAAGAUGAAUCAACAUAUUCACAGAUCAGGCAAACCUGCCCACCCUCUGCUAGCGCACAUGAGAGAGCACAUUCUCCAGUGCCACCUCCUCCUCCUGUUAGCUUGGCUUUACUGAGCACAGCCCCUUUGCCAUCAUCUUCUAUGAUUUAUGCAGCUGCAGCCUCAGGAGGGGGUUUGGCAUCAAAUGAACAGACUCUUGGUCUGCCAAUGCAUUCCAGUGAUCUCAAUGUUCUGCGACCACAGCUUGCCUUCACUAUCAACCUUUAUGGCGUCAAUUUUGAUCUGAGCAGCAUCCACAGUACAGCAGAGGAGAUGGAGUUGUUUGCCCUUGUCAACCGCAAAUUCAAGCAUUUCUUCAUUAAACAGGAACAUCUGAUGACUUUUCGCACAUAUGAUCACGUGGAGUUAGGGUCAGAAAGUUGGGGAACAGACUCCUCAAAUCAUGCACUUCUGAAAGAAUGUAACUGGCUGCCCUAUGUGACCUUGACACCCAAGAAUGAUCCUUACCAGCAGAAGCGCUGGACGGAGCUUCGGCAGGCUGAUAAAACUGAUGAGAUUCUGCGCUACAAGGCACAUUUUCUUAAAGUAAAAGAUACAGAUAAAGUGCAGGCUGCCCUGAAAGAACAUGCUCGUGCUGUUCAUGACCCACCCCAAGUGCAAGCUGCAUCUGUCACCUCCCAUCACACCCCUAACCACACCCGUGAGACAUGGAAAAAGAUCUACAGCAAUUCUGACCUUUAUACCAACAAUGAAGUGGACCAGAGUGGAAACUUUCAAGACUUAGAUGAGAGAGAUGCCAAUAAUGCAAAUUUCAACACCUCAUCACGGUCUGCAAAUAUUCGCAAAAGCAGGGACAGCUAUGAUUAUGCCAACACAGUGCAGAUGCUGGGUCUUGAUGAUGGCGACCAGAGCAGUAAUGACCCUGUAACAGUGCAUGGGAGCUACCUAUCCUUUCUCCAUCUUCGUCAUUUGCGAAUUCGGGAUCUUCAGCGUACUUGUCUCAGUAUACUCAACUACUUUCGCUCAGUAGAACGAACACUGACCAUCAAUGAUGGAGGGCUUUCUCUUGAAGGUGAUUCAGUUAAAAGAAACUGUGUCCCCAAUCAUCGCCAAAACACUGAGAUGGAUGGUACCUUAGGAGGCAGUGGAGGGCUAGGCUCUCAUGCCUAUCUUCACAAUACACCAGUAGAUUUCAAGGUCAGUGAAGUUGAGUUCAUGGAGUUUGGUGAUGUGGAGAAUCAUGAUGACUUCUAUUCAGUAGAAGAGGGUCGAAUCCAUGUUCAAGACCAACAGGGCUACUACAUAAUGUACAGUGCAGCCAUAGAUGACAUGAGAAAUCUGGAGAAAGAUUUGUUGCUGAUGGCAACUCACUUCAUAGAGAAAGACAAGGAGCACCGUAUGUCAGUGCUCCGAGGGUCAGAAUCCAGCCGCCGUGGAAAAACGAAUGCAGGAGACUUCGACAUUGCCAGCUAUGCUCAUCAGGAUGUUGAUAGAUUUGGCAUUCUCCUGGAUGUUUGGACCAAUGAAGCAGCAUUUCUUGAGCGCAAGAGAGAGCUGCUGGAUUGCUACUUCGAGGCCUACCAGCAUGUUACUGACCGUGAUGAGCGUCGUGGACUUGCCCAAACAAUCACCAAUGUCAUGCAUCGAAGGCCCCGCUUUGAUUUUCAAGCUGCCUAUUUUGUACGGACUUACAGGACUGAAUGUACCAUACUUCAGCUGGAGUCUCGACUUGUAAAGAGUAUUUUAGAUAAGCAGAUAGAAGAACAGCGUGAAUACACACAGCGUGUUUGCCGAGAGGGAGAAGCACUGUUUGGAUUGCCCAGCCGUGUUAUUCCUAAACAACCCAUCUCUGUCAACCUCAGCAGGCCUGCUUUGAAAAAUGUGUACAUGCUGGAAUUCCACCCUACCCUGGCCAUUGCUCGUCAUAUUCCUGAGGCCAUUCAGUAUGCAAACUGGGAGCUACAGCAAAUCCACAAGCCAGAAACAAUUCACGACAGCUUAAUGCUGGAGAAACAACUUUUCGAAGUUGCUCAGAAAGAGUGGGACAACAUGCCAGGUCCAGGGAAAUCGUAUUCAGCACAGAUGGACAAAGAUCUGUUCUCUGGCACCUACGUAGAGGACCCUUUGUUCAUCUGUGAGCUUGCUCAACACUUAGUGGCACAGCAAGAGCAGCAGAGUGGGACACGGAGAUCACACAAAGACAGACAGCUAGGCAUGCUGCAGGCUGCAGGAAGGGUUAUGGAGACUGUGACUCUUCGCUAUCGUUUGAUUGAUGCAGCUUGGGAAGCAGCGCUUUUGUCAGAAAUAUAUGUGCGCCAGGCAAAGGAUAUGGGGUAUGAUGCUGCACACCUGAACCUGCGUCUUGUGCAGUUUGAAUAUGCAAGUCAUCGUCCGGCAGCUGCUAAACCACCUCCCAUCUUCAUCACAGCCAUUCAGGACAACGAUUCAGCAGUAGACAAAUACAGUCCUUCUCAUUGUAACCUUGGAAUUCAUGAACUGGAUGAAAGCCAUGUAGGACGAUUUUCAUUCCGCUCACGGGAUGGAUUGCUUCAGGUUUUGCGACCUGGAGGAGUUGAGAGUUUGCAAGUUGUGGUGAAAACACAGGUAGUACACAAGAACGCACUAACAGCUGCCGUGCUACAAGCAUCCACCUGCCAACCAGUCCGACCCCGUCAGGUUGGAAAAAGCACAAGUGGCAGAGCCAGUCCAACGGAAACCAAGAGUGAAAGGAGUUCACAGACACAAGCAACUGGGGUUUCUUCUGCAGGAGGUCCAACAUCCUUGGGCAGCCGUCUCCCAGGUCUACAGACGCAUGUACAAAAGGCACCUGAAGCCUUUAUGUCCCUUCAGUUGGAAAAGACACCCAGUCGAGACUUGAUGCUGAAUGACUUUGUUCAAAAGAAACAACAGAUGGGCAGUGUACUCAAAAAUCCGGAGGAGCUUGAAAAAUUGAAGAGGAAGGGCAUUUCAGAUUAUUGUGAGAGAUUCCACAUUCGCUUGUCACACACAUCAAUGCGAGCACAAUUGUUGGCCUAUUACAACAGUCUGUUGAGUCUUUGGAAGAGUUUUCCAGCAGUGAGAGACACCUACUUCAUUAUUGGUGAACCCAAUGAAAAAAAAUCCAACAUGGAUGACUUGGAGGGCUUGACACCUGAUCCCAGGACACUGAAGAAGCGACCUCGUCGCCUGCUGUCCCAAGAUGGUCGCCAUGUUCUGAACCUGUGGUUCAUCCCACACUACACCGAGGUGCUGAUCAUGUUCAAGCACCUGGAUGACGACGACUGUUACCGAGCGCUGGCGUUCUGCCUCACCAUCAUCUCCUCCCUACACGACCUGCUGCAGUACUUGUGCGCCUUCUCUCGCCUAGGCAGCUCGCAUGCGCGCCUGGGGUCACGGCGCGUGGAGUUCGUGUCGGCUGACUGGGGCGGCACCGAGGGCAUUGGUUCUGAACUGAGAGAGAUCCAGAAGCAUGUGGAUGUGCUGCCCCAGCCCACAGACCCUGACGCCGUACAGCAGUUGCUGUGGCUACGACGUGACGUCAUGUUUCUGGAGUUCGAAACGGCCGUGCGUCACUGCAUGACAGACACGUUUCUGUCGGCUGGCAACAUGCAGGCCUACCAGUAUCAACACAACAUGCGCCAUGCCCUGGCCGCCCUCAGUAACGUGCAGCGCCGGGGUCUGUUCUGCACCAACGUCACCAUUCCAGAGCCCCUGGAAGCUCGUGACAUUCGAGCGCAAAAACUCUUCCCUUGGCGGACCUUCUUAAACACUAACGGCCCUUUCCCAGGAAUGUUCUGGCAGUGGUCCCAGAUCUCGCACAACAUACAACUGUGUCUGGCUGGACUGCGGGAGGUGGACCGACACGUGGCCAACGGCGAGAUACUGGGGGUGACUUUGCUGAUGGAGGACGUUCUGCAGACGGGCUUCCAGGGCGCCAUCUUUCACCAAGAGCAUCAGGAACAUCAGCAGGCUGAGUCGCAAGCCUCGCACGUGCAGAGUGCGUCUCGUGAGCAGAAGGAGGCGACGAAGACAGUUGCGCUGAUGUCCCAGAAAAGUCUGUCAAGGAGCCAGCAGCCGUUGGAGUCGUACCGUCUGCUUCGCUUCUUCCUGUUACUAUGGAAAUGCUUGGAGCUGGCAAAGGCGGACUGGGGCCGGCGCAAACUGUCUGUGGAGUCCGUGUCGACCACCACACUCUACAGGGACUUUAGUAAGCACUACCGUGUGGAGGUGUUGGUACCAGUGCUACAGAGCGUGGCCCGGAGGCUGGGGCAGGGGGACAUGUACGACGCCAUUAUUCCAGAAACGGACAUUCUGGUGAUGCCGGCGGGCGCCUCCGAGAUCGAAGUUCGAGCCAAGCAGCUUGUUCGUCUGCUGGAGACACUGGAGUGUCACAUGAUCACUGAGGUGCAGAAGCGGGUGAACAAGGAACUGACCCUCGCGCUGUCAGAGAGGGCGCGGGGGGAAGGGGCCCUCCCAACGGACCUCUGGAAACGCGCGGUGAUGAAGGAGAGCUUCACAACCAACAGACCUCACUUGGCCGAACAGUUCGUCGACGACCUGAUGUCCAAGGCAGAUGAGAGCGAGACUCAGGUCACAGUCGGCCGCGAGCAUCUGCGAGGGUGUCUGGCCAGCCUCGCCCGCAGCGUCAUGGCUCGCGAGAAGCAGAACUACGAGAGUUACACAAUGUACUACGAAAACCUGCUUCGCGCGAACAACCAGCUACUGUAUCAGAGGGAACAGGAGAUUAAGCAUCUCAAGGACCAGCUUAAAGAGGCACAGCAGGCGACGACUGUAGAGGUCCAGUUUCAGAUGGCCGCUCGUACCCACGAUCUCAUUAUGGAGGUCACUGCUCUCCGUGCCAAGAUUCUGGAGAUGCGAGAACAGUCCAUGACACAAGAGCAAGACGUUCGGGAGCGCGUGAAGAGAGAGUUCAAGGACCUCGUGCAGAGCAUGUUCAACGCGCACUUCCAGCUUCGUGCUCGCUUUGACGAGUUCCGGGCCGGCCUUCGUGAUGACGUCAUGGCCAAAAUUAACGAGACGAGAGGGGAAGCUGUCCUCGCCAUGACCAAGCUGGCGAGAAGUUCGGCAGUGUUCCUGAUGAUGACUUGCAGGUGAACCAGCAGCGAGCCGAGAAGCUGCGAGACUUACAGCAGGAAAACCACCAGCUGUCCACGCUCUUGCUAAAGGUCAAGGCGAUGAACUCUUGGCGCCGCAACCACCUGACUGACAACUACCUGAAGACGAUCGUGGACCUGCGGAAGGAGGCGGAGGUGAGCAAGAAGGAGACCCUGGAGGUCCGCAUGCUGGCGGAGGAGCAGGUGGUGUUGCUAAAGCAACAAUUGGUGGCCAUCCGCCGCGCACCUGGCCAACACGGAGCGCG